AUGCUAUCAAGGCAGGAUGGUGGAUGGCUGAACUUCAAAGUCAAGCCAUACAUACCAUCACCUUUGAGAUGUUACCACUGCCAGAUGUUUGGUCAUUUGAUCCAGAAAUGUAGAAAGAAAAUGAAUGAAGAACCUGCUUUAUGUUGUAAUUGUGGCAAAGAAGCACAUGGACCAUGCAAUGAACCACCAUCUUGUAUUAAUUGUGGAGAAAACCAUCCUGCAUCCUCAAAAAGUUGCAUGAAAUUUAUUUUAGAGAAGGAGGUGCAAACAGUUAAAGUUAUAGAAAAGAUUUCGUUUAAAGACGCUAGAAAAAAAGUACUAGAACUUCAAAUAAGACCGGGAAUUACAUUUUCACCAGUAAUUAAGAAGUCACAGUCCAGUGUACAAGUCCCAGCUACUCAUGCAAUGCAACAGCAACCAUCCGCAGCAGUCACAAAGCCAAACCAGGAUGAGACAACGCCACAUGGAGAGGAGCAUGUUGAUGAUAAACCUAAAGCGGGAUGUUCUUUAAAUAAUGAAAAUAGUACAUCACUCCAACAACCAAAACCACAGGUUCUUAAACCACGUACAGCAGAGAUACCUAAAAGAAUACAGUUGACGUCAUCCAAUGGAACUCGGGCCAAUUCAGAUCACAGGAAAAGAGAGAGAACAUCAGGAAAAAGAAAAGAUAAAAGUGAAAAUGAAAGUAAUAAGCUUUCCGCUCAGAAAUCCAUUGUUAUCCAGAGCAAUAUCCCUAGGUUAAAACGUGUAAAAGAUAAUAAUUAA
Macrobrachium nipponense is the source of this 765-nucleotide messenger RNA. Its product is annotated as cell growth-regulating nucleolar protein-like. Lineage: Eukaryota; Metazoa; Arthropoda; Malacostraca; Decapoda; Palaemonidae. The transcript has a single exon. The record is from RefSeq and is a predicted model, not a curated record. The coding region runs from base 1 to 765 and encodes 254 amino acids.